This is a messenger RNA of Danio aesculapii, 1917 nucleotides long. RefSeq names its product deoxyribonuclease I (gene dnase1). The coding region runs from base 127 to 963 and encodes 278 amino acids. Gene Ontology annotation, molecular function: DNA nuclease activity. Lineage: Eukaryota; Metazoa; Chordata; Actinopteri; Cypriniformes; Danionidae. The transcript is spliced from 9 exons. Gene Ontology annotation, biological process: DNA catabolic process. Gene Ontology annotation, cellular component: nucleus. The record is from RefSeq and is a predicted model, not a curated record.
UGAUACUACUUUAAUUCCCUGAGAGAGGGACUUGCUGAGAGGCAAAUACAAAGGCUCUUUAGUGGUGCAAAAAAGGCUUUCCACCUGUUCUCACGACACAAGAGAAAAACAGAACUCAACAGCAGCAUGAAGUUUAUAAUUAGUCUGGGUGUGCUGCUGGCCGCUGUAAACAUUGGAAGCUCAUUUCUGAUUGGAGCAUUUAACAUCAAAUCCUUUGGGAACUCAAAAGUGUCUAACGCCACUCUGCUUGACAUCAUUACCAAAGUGAUGCACCGUUAUGACAUCAUACUCAUUCAAGAAGUGCGAGACAGUGACCUCUCAGCAACUUCUAAACUGAUGGAUAGUGUGAAUCAAGGUUCCUCGCCAUAUCAAUAUGACUACAUUGUCAGUGAGCCCUUGGGUAGGAACACUUACAAGGAGAGAUAUCUCUUUGUUUACAGGAGUGAGUCGGUGUCCGUCAUAAACAGCUUCCAUUAUGAUGAUGGAUGUGAACCGUGUGGAACCGACACUUUCAACAGAGAACCAUUUGUGGUGAUGUUCUCUUCUAAAACAGCUGUCCGAGACUUCGCUCUUAUUCCCCAACACACUUCCCCAGAAGUCGCCGUGCAGGAAAUUGAUGCCCUGCAUGAUGUUGUUUUGGACACUAGACAGCGUCUAAACACAAAUAACAUCAUGCUUUUAGGAGACUUCAAUGCUGGCUGCAGGUACGUUUCCAAUUCAGCUUUGUCCAACAUACGGCUCCGCACUGACCAGAGUUACACCUGGCUCAUCCCGGACAGUGCGGACACCACCAUCACACAUACCAACUGUCCUUAUGACAGGAUCGUGGCGACUCCUGACAUUAUGAAAGGAGUGUCUCCAGGAUCAGCGCAGGUCUUUGACUUCAUGGAGGCUCAUGGAUUGAGCCAGGAUUGGGCCCUGGCAGUAAGCGAUCACUUUCCAGUUGAGGUCAAGCUCAUGUGAAAUUCCUCAAGGUUUUGUUUGCUUGCUGCAGAUUUACAGUGAGUGACAUGUAAUGCUGAGAUACACUUACUAAAAAAUAAAAAAUAAAUCCUCUUUCAAUGAAUAAUUGUAAAAGAAAUAAAUUGUGCAAAUGAAUAUAAUUACUGAUGUGCUGCUGAAGAAACAUUUACAACCCCAAAUUAGAAAACGUUGGGACAGUAUGCAAAACGUAAAUAAAAAAAAGAAAGUGAUUUCUAAAUUUACUUUGAAUUGUAUUUGUAUUUGAAUUGUAAUUAUUUAAUGUUUAUUUAACGUGUUCAAAUAAACAUGUAUUCCAGUUUUGGUUCUUGCAACACAUUUCACAAAAAAUUGGAACAGUAAAGCAUUUGCCACUUUGUAAUGUUGCCAUUUAUAUCACUUGAAAGACGUUUAGGGACUGAAGACACCAAGUGAAGUGUUUCAGGUCUAAUUUUGUUUCAUUCUUCAUGCAAACAAGUCUUGACAGAAUGGGGUCUUUGUCAUUGCAUUUGGCAGUUCAAUAUGCACCCCACAUUCUCCAUUGGAGACAGAUCGGGACUGCAGACAGGCCAGUCAAGUACAUGUACCCUCUUUCUCCGCAGCCAGGACUUUCGAAUGUGUGCAGAAUGUGGUUUUGCAUUGUCUUGUUGAAAUAUGCAUAGGUGUCCCUGAAAAAGAAGGAUGCAUGUUGUGCUCCAAAAUCUCUAUGUACUUUCAGCAUUAAUAGUGCCAUCACGGACACAACCCCAUACCCGGAGCACAGGCAUCUAUUUCUCUCAAAAAAUACCUGAAAUGCUGAUUUAUCUGACCACAGUACAUGUUUCCACUUUGUGAUGGUCCAUCUCAGAUGCCCAGAGAAGUCGACAGCACUUCUGGACACUGUUAACAAAGGGCUCCCUUUUGGCACAGUAAAGUUUUAACUGGCAUAUUUUGUGUUCAUGCUGUCUGCAAUGAAAU